AAUCAAGUCCGGCAACCGGCAGGGACGGGAGCUGUGGCCACCCGUCAGGUGCAAACCUCCCAAUGUACUCCGAUCGCACCCCCUCCAGCCACCAGCCAUCUCCAUCUGCCCCCGAUCGACGAUGGAAUGUCGCUGAUGACUUCAUACCCACCGCCAACGCGCGAAUCGAGUUCGCUGGCUGCCCAUCGAGGCGGCCGCUUAUUCGCCACGACAAUGCUCUGCAUGUACUGCGCUACCUACACGACAGACGAACACGCGAAGGGGCAGGCAAGGGAGGGCAGACGCAGACGCAGGCACGGCUCUGAGCGUUGCACGAUGCUCUCGCUCGGGGCAACCUCCGCGGGUGGCCCCAGCUUGCGCCAAUCUGCCAGCCAGCGAAGCCUUGUCCUUCCAAAGGGACCCUCCAUCUCCAUCCCUUCGCGUGUGUCCGCCAGCCCUCCCGUCGCGUCGGCCAUGCACAUGACGCACCGACACCCGUCAUCGGUCCCCGUCCCCGGAUUGGAACCUCCGGCGCCCUGAGCAUCUACAGAGUACAUACAGCACUGGCCAUCCCCGGCCGAGUCCCUGCUGGCUGAGGUGCAGACGCCCUGUUGAUCUACGUGACAAUGUCCCCUGAGCCUCUGGUAUCCUCCCCACUGCACAGUCUUCAACGUGUCUCCAGCUAGUCGCUCGAAAACGAAGUCGAGAGCCGCAUGUCGGCGAGGAGCUCUGUUCCGAUCUUGCGUCGAGGCGUCUUGAGAGCCCACCAGCCGCCACUGUCGACAACGACGACGACAACGCGUCUGCCCAAUUCCCCGCGAUCGUUCUCAGCCGUCGCCUUCGCCAUGCCGCCGAAGCGAAAGAGGACCGAGGGCCAUCAGCCGGCCGAUGCCCCCCCGCGCCGCAGCAGCAGGCGAGUCAAGGAGUCGCCUAGUGCUAUGGAUGCGUCGACGGCCAUCACCAAGAUGGGACUUCUUGACGAUAGUUCUCCCAAGGCGAAGCACGCAGUGCAACGGGCCAUGCUCGAGCUCAGUGAGAUGGAACACAAACUGCAGGAUGAUACCCGACGGCAGCGUCUCGCCAUUCAGAGCUCCAGCUUCAGCGUCGACGCCGAAGACGCGACCCGGGUCGCGUUCCAGACCACUUCUUCUUCGGCGGCGGAGGAGAUGGUCCCCGAAACUGCUUUGGGCAAGGCAAAUGGCAUGAACUCGGAUGACGAGCUUGGCGACUCGGAGUACGUGGUUGGCACCAAGGACGAGGAGGGCAAUGUUGCUCCAGAACGCGGCGCGCGGAGGCCGCCUCCCGUCAACAGUGAGAAACUGCCUCUGCCAUGGUCGGGUCGCCUGGGUUACGUGAGAAACCUCCGCAGAUCCGUGGUGGUCUCUGCCAAAGGUACAAGAUGCCCUCAUUACUAACAUACAAGCAGGCGUGCCUAAACACCUAUUUGAGAUCCGCGAACCCACCGGUGUUUUGCUCUAGGACCUGCAGGAUCAGCUCCAUCCUGGAGCACCGACACCCCCUCCAGGACCCCUCCCAACCUGAGCACCCGACCAAGAACCGCCCCGACACGAGCAAGCCCGCAGACGACAACCGCGGCCUCAAGUACGUCCAGGACCUUGGCCUCGCCAAUGCCAGGGACAUUGUCAAGAUGCUGCGUUGGAACGACAAGUACGGCAUUAAGUUCCUGCGGCUGAGCAGCGAGAUGUUUCCUUUUGCCAGCCACGAUCAGUACGGCUACAAGUUGGCGCCCUUUGCCUCUGCGGUGCUGGCCGAGGCCGGCAGGGUGGCUGGCGAGCUGGGCCACCGCUUGACGACGCACCCAGGCCAAUUCACGCAGCUUGGAAGCCCGAGAAAGGAGGUUGUCCGGGCCGCCAUCCGUGACCUAGACUACCACGAUGAGAUGUUGACGCUGCUGAAGCUACCAGACCAGCUGAACCGUGACGCCGUCAUGAUCCUGCACAUGGGUGGCAUGUUCGGCGACAAGGAAGCGACGCUCAAUCGCUUCAGGGAAAACUACGCCCUGCUGUCCGACAGCGUCAAGAGGCGUCUGGUGCUUGAAAACGACGAUGUGUCCUGGAGCGUGCAUGACCUGCUCCCUAUAUGUGAGGAGCUCAACAUCCCGCUUGUCUUGGACUAUCAUCACCACAACAUCGUCUUCGACCCGUGCAUGCGAGAAGGCACGCUCGACAUCAUGCAGCUGUACGACCGCAUCCGCGCGACGUGGACAAGGAAGCGCAUCACCCAGAAGAUGCAUUACAGCGAAGCAACGGCGGCGGCGGUAACGCCCCGCGAUCGGAGAAAGCACUCUGCGCGAGUUAAGACGUUGCCUCCCUGCCUGCCGGACAUGGACCUGAUGAUUGAGGCCAAGGACAAGGAGCAGGCCGUUUUCGAGCUGAUGUGGACGUUCCGGCUGCCCGGAUGGGACCUCUUUAACGUCGUGGUGCCGCACGAGCGGGAUGACGAGCCGCGUAAGGCGGUGGUGCGAAAGGCAAAGGCGAAGAAGAAGGGCGCCAAGAGCAGCGAGGGCGAAGACGAGGUGCUGGUGCCAGAGAGGAAGGUCAGUCCAGAGAGGGUGUCGAUGGGCGGAUCGGAGAAUAGAGUGUAUUGGCCCGAGGGGAUGGAGGAGUGGCUGCGGCCGAAGAAGAGAGAGAUAAAGAAGAAGGCCAAUGGGAAAGACGAAUAAUGAAAAGCUGGGUAUGCGAUCGAGGAGGCGACUUGUGUAAGAUAAUAAAGCGAUGGACGUUACUUCAUAUGUACACGUAGUGUUUGUGAAUAUUGCCUUAGGCAGUGCGAGUGGAUGCA
Molecule: messenger RNA, 2781 nt
Organism: Purpureocillium takamizusanense
Lineage: Eukaryota; Fungi; Ascomycota; Sordariomycetes; Hypocreales; Ophiocordycipitaceae
Gene: MUS18
Product: UV-damage endonuclease, variant 2
Exons: 1
Coding region: 1310-2662 (450 amino acids)
Biological process (GO): nucleotide-excision repair; mitochondrial DNA repair; response to UV
Cellular component (GO): mitochondrion; nucleus
Molecular function (GO): endonuclease activity
Source: RefSeq, a predicted model, not a curated record